Molecule: messenger RNA, 303 nt
Organism: Protopolystoma xenopodis
Lineage: Eukaryota; Metazoa; Platyhelminthes; Monogenea; Polystomatidea; Polystomatidae
Source: the annotation of a GenBank genome assembly
AUGUCAUUGGAAUUGCAAAAAGGAAUCGUCUACAAGUCAUUACCUUCAGGCCUCUGCAUGCGAGAAAGCCUCCGACUAAGCAAGACUGGUCCUUACAAAAAUAGAAAAGAGGCCAUCAGCGCCAACUUGGGACUCUUUCCUGAGGGCGUGGUGUGGAAUGUUAUGCCAAAACGGUUGCAAAAUACUGACGAAAUCUCCCAUUUUGUCGCAACUGUGGACGGUUUUACUCUUAUGAAUACGGUGUUCCAGGGGCCUCAUCUGAUAACCCUCUUUGCAAAACUGGUAGGACUCUCUUGUUUUUAG